GGUCACUGGCUCUUCUCUUCUCCUGAAGAAGAGGAGAGGACUCCUCAGAGGGAGGGAGCCUUCAUUCAUCACCAGGCCGUGCACUGCUGGGUCAUCAAAUCAAAUGCUUCUUCUCUCUUAAUUCCCCUCCUUCUUCCUUCUCCUGCCGCGGCAGCUUAAAAAGGCAUUCUCGGUGCCCCCCUGUGACCUCACUCGGUGAAACAACUCGCGGUAGUAGCAAUCCUAGUAUCUUUGCCACUAGUGGUACUUGCUGCUAGCUGCUGCUGUUUGGACAACGGGAGUUCUUUGUUUAGAUGGAAGGAGGAGGCGUGGAGGGGGUGAUGAGGGUGCUGCUGGUGGACGACUCCCCGGUGGACAGGAAGGUCGUGGAGCUGGUGCUCGGCAGCAGCGCCUGCGCCGGCUCUUUCCACGUUAUCGCCGUCGACAGCGCCAAGAAGGCCAUGGAGUUCCUCGGCUUGAAGGACGGCAAGGAGCAGCAGGACAUCGACAUGGUGCUCACUGACUACUGCAUGCCGGAGAUGACAGGGUACGACCUUCUCAAAGCCAUCAAGGCGCUGAGCCCCCUGAAACCCAUCCCGGUGAUCGUCAUGUCCUCGGAGAACGAGCCCCAGAGGAUCAGCAGAUGCCUCAAAGCUGGUGCUGAAGAUUACAUCGUGAAGCCUCUGCGGAGCAAGGAUGUCCCACGCUUGAUGAGCUGCUCAAACGUGAAACCGAAGGACACGCUGUGUAAUACCGUGAGCAAGAAGAAGCUGCCUGCAGACCAUAUCGUCGUCGACGGCACGCCCUCGUCAGGACGGCGAGCACACCUCACUGAAAUUGCCAUGAUUCUGCAUUCGUCGAGCGCUGGGCUCUCACACUACUUCCCAUUCCUCUUCAAGAUCAUCCUGCUGGUGUACGCCAUCCUUUGUCUUGGUGAGCUCCUGCACAGAUGGUCAAACGGGUGCUUCCUCUCACUGUGGUGAUGAUUCAGUCCAUGACAUGCUGCAACCCUGCAAGGAGUGGCAUUUCUGUAGCUUCUGCGGUGAGCACUGAGCAGUGACCCCUCACCGUGCUUCAACAACCAUGGAUGGAGCUCUAGGUAGAUUUAUUUGCUUUUGAGAUUCUAACCGGGCGUUGGUUCUUCGCCUUUGGCUGAUGAGUCAAGGAAGAACCCCUUGUAUCCUUGUACAAAACGCAUAAUGAGGCAGGCAAUAUCUGAUGUCCCUUUUGGCGUGGAUCUUGGCUGAUCUGCUGAUGUGACAUUCAGGGAACUUUUUCUUU
Molecule: messenger RNA, 1260 nt
Organism: Brachypodium distachyon (stiff brome)
Lineage: Eukaryota; Viridiplantae; Streptophyta; Magnoliopsida; Poales; Poaceae
Product: two-component response regulator ORR1
Exons: 6
Coding region: 294-962 (222 amino acids)
Biological process (GO): phosphorelay signal transduction system; cytokinin-activated signaling pathway
Source: RefSeq, a predicted model, not a curated record